This is a messenger RNA of Triticum aestivum (bread wheat), 2932 nucleotides long. RefSeq names its product phosphate transporter PHO1-2-like. The transcript has 14 exons. The record is from RefSeq and is a predicted model, not a curated record. NCBI's taxonomy places the organism in Eukaryota, Viridiplantae, Streptophyta, Magnoliopsida, Poales, Poaceae. Gene Ontology annotation, cellular component: membrane. The coding region runs from base 131 to 2554 and encodes 807 amino acids. Gene Ontology annotation, biological process: cellular response to phosphate starvation.
CCUCCGCAUGUGAGCAGCUCGCUCGAUCGGCUCGGACAAGAAGCAACCCGCUUCAACCCCCGACCAUCGAUCGGCUUGAUCAUAGUGGAGUGCUGGGGCGGUAGUAUAUAGGCGUCUCGAGGCGGAGGACAUGGUGAAGUUCUCGCGGGAGUACGAGGCCAGCGUCAUCCCGGAGUGGAAAGGGGCCUUCGUCGACUACAAGGGACUCAAAAAGCUCAUCAAAAAGAUCAAGCUCGCACAGCGCGACGCCGACGGCAGCAGCUCGGGAGACUCCUCGUCGGAGGAGGCCGCCCUUGCCGCCGGUGUCGAGAGCGUCGGCUAUGGCGGUGGCUUCUCCGUGCUCGACCCCGUCCACGCCCUGGCCUCCCGGUUCUCCUCGGAGGACGAGGAGAGCGGGGAUUCCGGGGAGCUCGUGCCAUCCACGGACAAGCAUGAGCGGGAGUUCCUGGAGAAGGCGGACGAGGAGCUGGAGAAGGUGAACACCUUCUACGCGACGAAGGAGGCGGAGCUGCUGGGCCGCGGCGAGGCGGUCAUCGACCAGCUGCGCAUCCUCGCCGACGUCAAGCGCAUCCUGGCCGAUCACGCCGCCACCCGUCGCGCCAGGGGCACACUCUCCAUGGUGGCACCGUCCUCGCCGGCGCUCAGCGGCUCCGGCCUGGCCACGCAGCAGUCCAUGUCAGAUGGGAGCGCGGAGCUGCAGCAGGCGCAGAUGACGGAGGGCGCGGCGGUGGCGGACGAGGUGAUGGCUGCGCUGGAGCGCAACGGCGUCAGCUUCGUGGGGCUGCCGGCGAAGAAGGACGCCAAGAAGGAGGGCAGCGGCAGGGGCGGGAGGCCGUCGACGGUGCGGAUCGACAUCCCGGCGAGCAACCCAGGGCGGGCGGCGCUCAAGGUGUGGGAGGAGCUGGUGAACGUCCUGCGCAAGGACGGUGCCAGCCCCGCCGCCGCCUUCGUCCACCGGAAGAAGGUGCAGCACGCCGAGAAGAACAUCCGCGACGCCUUCAUGGCGCUCUACCGCGGCCUCGAGCUGCUCAAGAAGUUCAGUUCUCUGAAUGUAAAGGCCUUCACCAAGAUUCUCAAGAAAUUCGUCAAGGUGUCGGGGCAGCAGCGAGCGACAGACCUUUUCUCGCAGAAGGUGAAGGGAUCAUCGUUCAACACCUCCAACAAGGUUCUUCAGCUGUCGGACGAGGUGGAGUCACUCUUCCUGAAGCACUUUGCGGGCAACGACAAGAUGGUGGCGAUGAAGUACCUCAACCCAAAGCAGCCCAAGAGCACGCACAUGGUCACCUUCCUCGUAGGGUUGUUCACGGGCACAUUUGUGAGUCUAUUCAUCAUAUACACCAUCCUGGCACAUGCUUCCGGCAUUUUCGCCUCUGUCGGAGACACGGCCUACCAUGAAGUAGUCUACCAUGUCUUCAGCAUCUUCGCGCUCAUCAGCCUGCACUGCUUCCUCUAUGGAUGCAACCUGUUCAUGUGGAAGAGCACACGGAUCAACCAGAACUUCAUAUUCGACUUCGUGCCCAACACUGCCCUCACGCACCGGGAUGCCUUCCUCAUGUCCGCCUUCAUCAUGUGCACUGUUGUCACCGUGUUGGUCAUCAACCUCUUCCUCAUAAACGCCGGUGUGCCCUACACCAAUGCCGUGCCAGGGGCUCUCAUAGUCUUGUCGGCCGGACUUUUAUUCUGUCCAUUCAACGUGUUCUACCGCUCGACGCGCUACUGCUUCAUGCGCAUCAUGCGCAAAAUCAUAUUCUCGCCAUUCUACAAGGUUGUGAUGGCCGAUUUCUUCAUGGCUGAUCAGUUAACUAGUCAGAUCCCAUUGCUAAGGCACACGGAGUUUGCAGCGUGCUACUUCAUGGCAGGAAGCUUUAGGGCUUACCCAUAUGAGACUUGUACUAAGAACCAGCAGUACAAACACCUGGCCUAUGUGAUCUCUUUUCUCCCUUACUACUGGAGAGCUAUGCAGUGUUUAAGAAGAUACCUGGAGGAACAUGACGUAAAUCAACUCGCCAACGCUGGGAAGUACGUGUCGGCGAUGGUUGCGGCUGCUGUCAGGCUCAAGUACAAAGCAACACCGACGCCAUUCUGGGUGUGGAUGGUCCUCAUAACGUCCACAGGCACCACGGUGUACCAGCUCUACUGGGACUUUGUCAAGGAUUGGGGCUUUUUCACUCCCAAAUCUAAGAACCUAUGGCUUCGAGAUGAUCUCAUCCUUAAGAACAAGUUCACCUACUACGUUUCCAUGGUAUUGUACUUUGUUCAACUGAUUUUUAGUAUGACAUUAGUACAGAAAGGAGCGGCUUUUGGAGCACUAAUUUUUUCACAAAUGCAGAUGCUAAAUCUAGUGCUUCGGCUAUCAUGGACUAAAAGUGUGAUGAAGAUUUCUAUUACCAAGAAUGAGACUCGCCUACUGGAUUUCUCCCGUGCCUCCCUGGAAAUAAUCCGACGAGGACACUGGAAUUUCUACAGGCUGGAGAACGAACACUUGAACAAUGUCGGCAAGUUCAGAGCAGUGAAGACUGUCCCAUUGCCAUUUCAUGAACUCGAAACCGAUUGAUGAUUAAGACGGAGAGAAGAGUGUAACAACGUGCUCCCGAUACCAAAGGAUCGGCUUAGCCCCCAUUCGGCCCCAUCCUCCAAGUCGCUCCAUGCAACCGCCAGCGGCAUGGCUGCCCCCAAGCUCACUCCUGGCACCCCAGGCACACGCGGUGCAGCUGGCGACGCCGAGCUUGGGGGCAGCGUCCGUGGCGUCCCAGCCGCAGGAGGUGCUAGACACUGAAGUCAGGAAACAUUGCACACUGAUAACAGUAGAUUGUUAGACACCAAUUGGUGCAAACCACUAAUAUGGGGAUCAAUUGAUAUACCAUCCAAUGUAACGGUAAUAGAUUGAAGUUUGUGUAUAAUCAAAGCUGAAUCUACCAUACUCUAUCAGAAA